Physella acuta is the source of this 3271-nucleotide messenger RNA. RefSeq lists its product as uncharacterized. The record is from RefSeq and is a predicted model, not a curated record. Lineage: Eukaryota; Metazoa; Mollusca; Gastropoda; Physidae. Gene Ontology annotation, molecular function: protein binding.
AGUAGGUCACGCCACGGCUCGCUGAGACAGACGGCUGUAGAUCAAUAACUGAAUCAAAGAAAGUCUUGAAAAAUCGAUCGUGUCAACUAUCUACACAUAGAGAAAGUUGGAUGACGUCAGUCCGGGUCGUGCCACUGGAAGGAACCGAAAUGUUUCACUGAAACUUGUAGGCUACGUCAUCUGAUGUCAACCAGCGUGUCAGUCAUGUGUUGAUGGUGUGUUGAUGGUGUGCUGAUGGUGUGUUGAUGGUGUGCUGAUGGUGUGUUGGUCGUGUACUGAAGACGACAUGGGGACAUUUCUACAGCAGGAUCAGGUGCUGGGGUGGGGUGUAGGACACCAGGGCGAGAGGCUGUUUAAUACUGCAUCGGGUCUACAGCCGACCUACAGGGAGAGUGCCGAUUCUUUUCUUGACGAGUCUGACGUGGACCCCUAUGACGCCAUCUAUGGCGAGCUGGACCUGGGGCGAGUGUACGGCCAACAGCUCGCAGUCUGGAGCCACCGCUCGCCUGAGAUGGUCUCGCUCUUCACCCCAGUAGAGGGCGACACCUUCGUCAACAUUGUGGCGUUCGCCAGGUCGACCCUAGAGUUCAACACGGCGGUAGACAAGAUGAUGGUGUUGUUGCCGGGACACAAGCGGCCACUGGACAUGGAGAGCGUUUUUCUGGUCAAGCCAGGGACAGCUAUCAUCAUCGCCCCUCUCUACGACUACAUGGUCACGAUUGAAGUCAAGCAACUUGGGCACAGAAUAGAUCUGGUGUUGAACAUUACAAUGUCCGUGCAGGAGCUCAAGUCACGUCUGCAGACAGAGCGAGGCUACCCCUCCACCAGGAUGGACCUCUUGUACAAGGACCGGCCCCUACAGAACGACAGGUACCUUUUUGAGUACGGACUGGCACAUUCCAGCACCAUUUUUGUGCUGCUCCAGCUCAAGAACGACGUGCUGGUUCAUGUCGAGACCUUCUGGGGCAAGCGCUACCACCUGUACGUAGACCCGUGCACCACGGGGUUCGCCAUCAUCGCCAGCGUGCUGCGGCGCACGGUCAGUCAGAACGUGCUGGACGUUGGCCGGCUGUACGAACUAUUCCUGCCCAAACACACGCUGGUCCUGUACUGCGGCUCACGCGCCCUGGACUGGGACCACUGCCUGGGCUUCUACGACCUGCAGGACAACAGCCUGCUGACCAUCUCGACCAUCGGGCUGGCGCAUGACAUGGCUAUACAGAAAGUCCCUAUCCUACUGGACAGUGGUAGACAGCAGCAUUUGCUUGCUUCAAAGUUUGACCGAUGGUCAACUGUGGCGCUCAAGCUGCAUGGUAUGACGGGCUACCCGGUGAACCUGAUCAAGGUGACACGACCCAACAGGCAAAGCAUCGAUUUCUCUGACGUCAUCGGCCCCGUGUCCAGCACCGGCCAACCCUUCCGUCUGGACGUCUCGGCUGUCGGCACGGACGAUGACCUGCUCUACGGCAUCCCCCUCAAGUUUAAGAUCGCCCGGGGCGUCACCGAGCUGCUCAAGGUGGCGCCCAGUCGAAGCAUCCAGUCAGUGAAGGAAACCCUGGAGAGGGUGGGCGUGCCCAACGCCAGCAUGUAUGACCUGAUGGUGGACGGCGUGCGCCUGGCCAACUCUAAGAGAGUUGUUGACGUCAUAGAGGAGUACAAGGUCCCCAUUGAGCUCAGCCUGAGACAGUACCCAGUAUUUAUCCACGGCCACCAGAACGUCAUCUUCAAGCUGCUGGCUCACAGCAAGGAGACUCUGGCCACGUUCUUGAUGCGGGUCAAGAUGAAGACGGGCUUGUCCUUCCAAGAUUACCUGCCCCUGAUCUGCGGCACGCCGCUGGACGAGGCCGAGAGUCUGCCAGUCUUUGACACACGGCUCUCCGUCAAGUCCUCCAUCUUCCUCGUCCCGAGAAAACAAAACAAAUCAUUUUUUAUACUGCACGGCGAUUGGCUGAGCAAACUUCGACUGCCGACUCAGCCCAAGAUGCAGCAGAUCAAAGAGACUUUAUGGAGAGAGAGAAAUAUCCCAGAGGGCGCACUGGCAUCCCUGGGGAGUUUUCUGCAGUGGUACUUUGGUGCCAGCAGCUCUCACCACCCGGCCGUGCAGGACACUGGGCUUAAAGAAAGGAUGGUCGUGUAUGAAGGGAACAUUGGCAACAAAUUUAUCUAUAGGAAAGACGAACUAGCGCCAGAAGAGGGGGGCAGUCUAGGGGAGCGACGAGAGCAGACAAGAAGGGCGGGGAUGAAUUCAUUGAAGAAAACCAAACAAGGCCUUAAACCAGCAGACGGCGCACGGCACAUGUCAGCAGAUGGCGCUAAAGCCCACCGCCAUCAGAAUACCAACAUGCGAAAAGCUUACACAACUGGGACGGGGGGAAAACACGUACGGGGUAGAAGAGAACGUCUAGCUCCGCCCAAAUACAAGAAUUCUCAACUAGCUCCGCCCAAAUUCAAGAAUUCUCAAGUAGCCCCGCCCACAUACAAGUAUUCUCAAGUUAACGAGCCUGAGGACGCCACUAAAGAGUGGGUCUUUUGUCUGCGUCAUGAUUACACAAUACCAGCCAAGUCCAAAACAAGCCAUCACUAAGUAGCCUACACCACCCGACUAAACCAAUCUGUAUAUCAAGCUAUUCACUGUUUUAAACUACAUCCAACACAAUCUUAUGCACAGUUUUUCAAACUAAACAAAACAUUUAAACUAGCAAACAUAUGAACUAUAAAAUAACAUUUAAACUAGCAAACAUGAAAACUAACUCCACCACAACUCCACCACAACUCCACCACAACUCCACCACAACAAGCCAAUCAACCGGAACCCUACAGGUGGAGCGAACCCACCCUGUCUUCUAGCCCGUCUCUUUGUUCGUCCAAGGCCAGUGGAGUAAUCAGGGUCAUCUCAAGGAGGAGGGGGGGGGGGUUGAAAUCUUUCCCAUAUAUAUAUAUAUAUAUAUAUAUAUAUAUAUAUAUAUAUAUAUAUAUAUAUAUAUAUAUACAUACAUAUAUACACACAUAUACUAAUCUAAAAACCUUGAUUUUACAAGCCAUUGUGGCUAAAAUGCAAUGCAAAAAUGUCUUGAUUGAGCAACUCGUUAAAUUAUUUAAAUCUCACCACAGGUUAAGAAAAUUUUCGCUUUUUUUCAGCUUCUUAAAAAUUAUAAACUGAUUUUGUUUGUAUUUCAUUUUUUCUACCUAUUUGGUUAUUGUAAAAAUAAAACAGUAUGUUCGAAAUCAAUGUUUAAAUUUUAAAAACAAUUAAUACAAUUUUUUAUACUGA